Molecule: messenger RNA, 2170 nt
Organism: Saccostrea cuccullata (small rock oyster)
Lineage: Eukaryota; Metazoa; Mollusca; Bivalvia; Ostreida; Ostreidae
Product: dnaJ homolog subfamily C member 1-like
Exons: 10
Coding region: 23-1522 (499 amino acids)
Cellular component (GO): endomembrane system
Source: RefSeq, a predicted model, not a curated record
CUCCACUAGACAGAAGAGCGUGAUGAAGUUGUUUCAUGUGUUAACGUGGACUAUAAUUGCUAAUUGUGUAUUUUCUUGGGAUACUGACGAUUUAGAGCUUUUUGAUUUGGUAGAGGAAGUAAACCAAAAUUUCUACGAGGUUUUAGGGGUCCCCUCGACAGCUUCGUCCUCCGAAAUUCGUAAAGCAUACCGACGUCUUUCCCUCAUUCUUCAUCCUGAUAAAAGCAAAGAGGAAAAUGCUGAAGUUAAAUUUAGACAAUUGGUUGGAAUAUAUGAAACUCUUAAAGAUGAAGAAAAAAGAAAAAGGUAUCACUUAGUGUUAGAGAAUGGCUUGCCGGAUUGGAGGCAGCCAAUCUUUUACUACCGCCGGGUUCGUAAGAUGGGACUGCUGGAGUUCUUUGUGGUUAUUUUCGUUAUCACAACAGUGGGCCAGUAUAUCAUAAUGUGGGCUGUUUAUGCAGAGAGGAAGUUCACAUUGUCAGAAAACUUUGGAGAAAUGAGGGAAAAAGCAAAAAGUAAAAACAGGAAAGCUCGUCAACAACUGGAGGAUCAAAUAGACACUCUACUGGAGGCCAAAUUGGACGCUGUCCCUCGCCCUCGAGUAUCACAGCUCUGGCCAGUCGUGUUAGCCAUAUUCACUGUAAUAUCAGUUAUCAAUAUUCCAAAAAAUAUAAAGAAGAGGAGGGAAGAGAGAGAAGAGAUGAGGAGGCAGGAAGAAGAAGAAGCCAGGAGAAGGGAAGAGGAAGAAAUUCUGGCGAAAGAGGAAAAAUCUAAGCCUCGUAUUGAUGCAGCUCUAAAUCCAAAAACAAUCAAAAUAGCAGAGGGAGAGGCAGUGGUGUACAAUAAUGUGAUCAAACGUUCAGAUGAUGAAGAUCAGGAAUACAAACAAGUCAAGAGUGGGGAAUGGACCGAUGAAGAGGUGGCAAAACUUGCUAAAGCUGCCAACAAAUUCCCAGGUGGUACCCCCAACAGAUGGCAGAAAAUAGCUGACCUUGUGGGAAGGCCCAUGGAGGAGGUAAUCGCCAGGUGUCAAAAGAUGAAGGACAGUCACGCCAUGACAUUAUCUACAUCAGUACAAGGGGGAGUGGGUAAAGGGAAAAAAUCUCUGAUUAUAUCAGAUGACAUCAUAUCUCAAAAGUCAGUUGAAAAUAGUGAUAGCCAGUCAGAGAAGGAUAUGUCUCAAAACGGUGAUAUACAAAUCAGAAAGAGAAGCAAAGCUUCCAAAAAGACAAAUGUAGAAACACUAAAGAGUACUUCCAAGGGGAGUAACUUAGAAGGAGGAGCAUCUUGUGAUAAUACUCAGGACAGUUUAAGACUUACUGAUGAAUCUGAUGGUUGGAAUAAGAACCAGCAGACGAUUCUAGAGUGGGCAUUAAGACAGCACCCCAAAGGUACAGACCAAAGAUGGGAGAAAAUAGCAGAACAUAUUCCAGGGAAAUCUAAGGAGGAUUGUAUAUCCAGAUUCAAGUACCUAGCUGAACUAGUUAAAAGAAAGAAAGAACAGACAGGAAAAAAAGACUGAAGAUGUGAAUAUUAAAGCAGAUCAUGUUCUCAUCACCAAAUCUUUUAAAACAAUUUUUUAUCAUAAUUUUGUCACAACAAAGAUUUUCACUUGUGGUGUGAGCACUGCCCUUCCAUUUGAGAGCUUAUAAAAGAUCAGUACAUUGUAUGUGUUGCACUUAUAAAAAUCAUCAGCUCUCAGACUAUGGACUAGGAAUACUUUAAAGUCCAAAGAAAAUAGUGAAUAGGAUAUUAAAUUAUUUUAUGAUUUAAUAUAUUGAUUCAUAAUGAAGUAUUGAUCAAAUUCUAGUACAUGAAAUCUUCACAAACUAUAAAAUGAAAAACAUUUAUAAAAAGCAAUCAUUCUAUUCCGCAAGAUCUUUGUAUCAGAUAUACAUGUAGUUAUUAGAUUUUGCCGUAGCUUAUUGUUGAGCUUAGAGAGUGCCUUUGUAUGUUUAUUGUACUUGCCAAAGACAAUUUUACAAUUUUUUAAGUAAGGUAGGAUAAUAGUUAUUUUAGAUUUAAAUAUUACUGCAAGUUAUGUUUACAUGUAAUACACUAGAGAAAAAGUGUUAAAUCAAAAUAUUGAUGUGAGUUUCUAAUGGCAAAACUUGCACAUCUCUGGUAUUGAAUGCAUUUUAAAAGCAAUAAAUGCAUGAGAUAUUAUUAA